UAAUUGUUUCCAUCUCUCUCCCGACAGAAAGCAAAAACCCUCGCAGGGAUAGCAGCGGCGGCUACGAGAAGCCGUGGCAAAUCCAUCCAAAGAAACCCAAAAAGUCCAAGAGUGACCUCGCUGUGUCCAGCAUCUCCCCCCCCUCCCCCGAGUCCAAGUCCUUGCCGCGGUCCAUUGAGUGUCCGUCCUGGGACUGGAGGGAGAGCCGGGACUUUGACGAGCUGAACCACAUCCUGCAGGAGAGCAAGAAGCUGGGCAAAGCUCUGGAGAGUCUGUCCCGCAGCAUCGCCAUUUCUGACGAGCUGGACCAGAACGUGGGGGGCUAUAACUCGGGGGUGCGGCCCCGGGUGGUGGGGCAGUGGGUUGGGCGAGAGGAGGAGGACGCAGACCCUCUGGCCUCCGAGAUGCUGAAGCCCCCCCUCCCUCGAGAGAAGACUGAAGCGUGCUGGAGCAGAGAGAGCAGCCCUAAAGCGAGUGUGAAGAUGAAGAGUAAAGGUCUGAAGGAGCAGCAGCAGCAUCACAAGAAGCUGCUGGCGGCCAUGUUGUCCCAGGACUCCUUCGACUCGCUGCCUCCCCCCCCCGGAGCCGAGGAGGACAUAGAGGACGAGGACGAGGCCAUGGAGCUGCUGGGUAAUUAUCUACAGAACACACACACACACUCACACACACAUACCAUGUAUACAUCACUUCAGGGGACAUUACAUUGACUU
Gymnodraco acuticeps is the source of this 710-nucleotide messenger RNA. RefSeq lists its product as uncharacterized. NCBI's taxonomy places the organism in Eukaryota, Metazoa, Chordata, Actinopteri, Perciformes, Bathydraconidae. The record is from RefSeq and is a predicted model, not a curated record. The transcript is spliced from 5 exons. The annotation marks the transcript as partial.